Ipomoea nil (Japanese morning glory) is the source of this 2505-nucleotide messenger RNA. RefSeq lists its product as uncharacterized. Gene Ontology annotation, molecular function: RNA-DNA hybrid ribonuclease activity; nucleic acid binding. Bases 1 to 2505 code for a protein of 834 amino acids. NCBI's taxonomy places the organism in Eukaryota, Viridiplantae, Streptophyta, Magnoliopsida, Solanales, Convolvulaceae. The transcript has 5 exons. The record is from RefSeq and is a predicted model, not a curated record.
AUGGAGACCAAGGUGCCACGGAUACAUGCAGAACGGAUCCGUGUUACGUUUGGGUAUGAGGGUUUGUUUUAUGUUGAUAAUGAUGGGUUGAGUGGUGGAAUGGCGCUUUUGUGGAAAAAGAAUAAUACGGUCAGUCUAUUAAGCUACUCGCAGAGUCAUAUAGAUGUGGAAGUUAGUUUGUUUAAUAAGUUAUGGCGCAUGACAUGUUUAUAUGGUAUCCCGGAGCAAAAUAGGCGGGAGGAGACUUGGGAUUUGCUUGGCACUUUGAAGAAUAGAUCCUUGUUACCCUGGGUGGUGAUAGGGGACUUUAAUAAUCUCCUAUAUCAGCAUGAGAAGAAAGGGGGAAAUCCGUACCCUAAUAGCCUGUUACGGGGUUUUGGAGAUGCUGUGGAUGGCUGUGGUUUGUUGCAAAUGCCGAUGAGAGGCCACCAGUUUACAUGGGAGAAAGGAAAGGGGACACCGAAUUGGAUAGAGGAAAGGUUGGACAAGGCCCUAAUAACUAAUGAUUGGGGUGUAAUGAAUGAGAACGCAUGGUUGGAGAACAUACGGACCCGGGCCUCGGAUCACUCGAUUCUUUUCCUCAGUAUUAAUGCAAUGUGCAUGCCAAGGGGAAGGGGGCCGCGGAGGUUUAGGUUUGAGAUGGUUUGGUUAUUGGAUGAAGGGUGUAAAGAAGUGGUAGAAACGGCCUGGCAGGAGGGGAGAACGGAGGGAUUGCUGUAUUGUCAGCAGUUGUGUGAAGAGAAGUUAAUGCGGUGGGGGGGGGGGGGAGAUCAGUUCCAUAAAUUCGGUAAACGAAUUAAGCAGCUACAACAGAGGCAGGAUACCAUUCGGAAUAGGCAAGAUUUGGUGGCCCUAGCUGAGUACCAACAAAUUGAGAAUUCCCUGAAACAGAUUGAGACCCAGGAGGAUGUGUUCUGGAGACAGCGAGCCAAGCAGCACUGGCUUCGCGGAGCGGACGCAAACACAAAAUUCUACCACAGGUAUGCCUCUGCUCAUAAGGCACCGGGCCCGGAUGGGUUAAACUCGGGUUUCUACCAGCAGUUUUGGGAGGUAGUGGGAGGGGAUGUAUCUGAUUUUAUAACGAAUGCCUUGAAUUCUUGUGUAUUCCCCGAGGGUUUGAAUGAUACUAACAUUGUUUUGAUCCCUAAGAAAGAGGUGCCUGAGACGGUUGCAGAUUUAAAGCCGAUUGCUUUGAGUAAUGUCAUUUAUAGAGUUAUGGCCAAGAUGAUAGCAAAUACGAUGAAAACGCUCAUGGGAGGACUGAUCUCAGAAUCCCAGAGUGCAUUUAUUCCGGGAAGGCUUAUCACUGAUAACAUCUUGGUGGCGGAUGAGGUGGGGCAUUAUCUAAAUAGAAAACAAUGUGGUGUAGUGGGUUGGAGUGCAUUGAAAUUGGAUAUGUUAAAGGCCUAUGACAGAAUGGAGUGGACUUUUCUGGAAAGGAUGCUGACCGUUAUGGGAUUUAGUGAGAAGUGGAUAAAACUUAUUAUGCUGUGUGUAACGACUGUUAAUUAUACUAUAAUGGUCAAUGAUAUGGCAGGAGGAGUAGCUAGGAGGGCACCGCCUGUAUCACAUCUAUUUUUUGCGGAUGAUAGUCUCCUAUUUUUUAAAGCGAAUAUCCAGGAGGCUGGAGUUAUAAGGCAAUGCCUAGCAAGGAAUACCCAGGAGGGUGACAGGGCGCAGGUAGCGGAUUAUCUUGGGGUGGUGCAAGCACCCAAUUUUGGAAAAUAUUUGGGCCUACCUUCCUUUGUGGGAAGGAAUAAGAGAGCUGUAUCCUCUUAUGUGGAGGAGAAGAUCAGACAGCGGAUUGGUUCAUGGAGUAAAAAGUUGCUUUCUCAGGCUGACUCUUUUACAUCAUGGCUAAAAGGGGCUUUGGCGGUCUUGACGGAGGAGCAAACCCGAUUGAUGGUAGCGGUGUUAUACUAUAUUUGGAGAACCCGAAACUCAGCUGUUUGGAAGGGAUCUAUGACGCGGCCUACCCAAGUUGGCAGAGCAGCAGCCGCAGCAGUUCAGGCAUACGGUGCUGCCCAGGAUUACCGCACCCAGCCGGAUGCGCCGUCGGCACCAUCAACCGAACCGGGAGGUGGCGGUCUGCGAUGUUACGUGGAUGCGGGCUUCCGUCACGGCACGGGCGAGGCUACGUAUGGCAUAUUACUAGUAGCGCCAGAUGGCUCUUUUGUGGCAGCAAAAAAUGGCAAGUUGCCGGUUUGUUUCUCACCACUUAUGGCGGAGGCGCAGGCAUACAAGGAAGCACUGACUUGGCUAUUUGAACGGAAAAACACAUCAGUAAGUUUACUCAAGGAUUGCAUGGAGUUGACUACAAUCAUCCGGCAACAGGAAGUCCAAGCGUCUGUGACCGAGGUCUUCGAGGGCGAUGACAUGCAGCUCAUACUGGAGAACUUGCCGGGAGAGGUCGCGGACCCCGGGCCCAAUCCCUUUACCGAACCCUCAGGUGCCGCUUCCGACCCGAUCCAGACGACGAAGGAUGUUCAGCCCUCCGAUCUUUAG